Molecule: messenger RNA, 687 nt
Organism: Hydractinia symbiolongicarpus
Lineage: Eukaryota; Metazoa; Cnidaria; Hydrozoa; Anthoathecata; Hydractiniidae
Product: histone H1-delta-like
Exons: 1
Coding region: 121-672 (183 amino acids)
Biological process (GO): nucleosome assembly; chromosome condensation; negative regulation of DNA recombination
Cellular component (GO): nucleus; nucleosome
Molecular function (GO): structural constituent of chromatin; double-stranded DNA binding; nucleosomal DNA binding
Source: RefSeq, a predicted model, not a curated record
UACGUCCGCAUACUUCGCACCGUCUUAAAUUAUAUCUCAUUUACACGGUAAUGUUUAGUAUACUUCUACUGUGAUAACAAGCAUCGUUUAUCGUUGGAUUGUUGUAAGAAAACAUUAAAAAUGAGUGAAGCAGCUUCUCCAAAGAAAAUCGCACCCAAGAAGAAACCUGCUGCAAAGAAGACAGCUGAUCACCCUAAAUAUGUGGACAUGAUCAAGGCUGCUAUCGCUACCCUAAAGGAACGCGGUGGUUCAUCUCGCCAAGCUAUUACAAAAUAUAUUCAUGCAAAUUACAAAGUUGCUGAAAACUCAGAUCAUCAUCUGAAAAUGGCUCUUAAACGAGGAGUAACAUCAGGCGAUUUGAUUCAAACUAAAGGCACUGGUGCUUCUGGAUCAUUCAAGCUAGGUCAGGUAAAAAAAGAAAAACCUAAGAAAAAGGCCGCAGCAAAAAAGCCAACGGCAAAGAAGCCUACUGCAAAGAAAAGUACACCAAAAAAGAAGCCAGCAAAGAAGAGCACGCCAAAGAAAGCAGCAAAGAAGCCUGCCACAAAGAAAGCCUCAGCUAAGAAACCAGCAGCUAAGAAACCCACAAAGAAGCCUGUUGCUAAAAAACCUGCAGCAAAGAAGGUCAAAAAGACUCCCAAAAAGGCAGCAAAGAAGACCGCAAAAAAAUAAUUUGUGUGUAUCUGG